AUGUGGGGCUUGAACUCACAAACCGUGAGAUCAUGACCUGAGCCGAAAUCAAGAGUUGGACACUUAACCAACUGAGCCACCCAGGUGCCCCCAUGAAGAUAUUUUUUUGAGCACCUGUUAAUGUCAGGCAUUGUUCGAGACACCCAGAAUACUGCAGCACAUGAAACAGACAAAGUCCAUGCCGUCCUGCAGCUUAUGUUCUACUAUCAGGAGACAUACUAUAAACAUGUAACAGAUAAAGAAAAUAAUCUCAAAGAACAAUAAGUGCUAUGAAGGCAAUGAAGCAGGCUGAUGUAGAGCGUACCUGGGGGAUGGGGCUCAACUUUAGUUACUGAGUGGUCAGGGAAGGCCUCUCUGAACUGAGACCUGAAAGAUGAGGCAGAGGAAGCCAUGGGAAUAUCUGGGGCAGAGCGUUCCAACAGAGAGAACAUCAAGUGCAAAGCCCCCUGAGGUGGGAUUUUCAAAGAGAUUAUAGGUAGUGUGGGUUAUUCACAGACUGAGCACUGUCCAAUGGGUCAGGAGAUGGAUUUAGACUUGCCUCUACCUAAAUGUCUCGAGUGUUUUGGGGCAGUAAGCCUGUUUUCUGUAAAAUUCCUACCCUAACCCCCCAGGAAGACUUGAUUAAAUAAAGCAAUAAAGGGGAAUGAAAAAGACCCCAAGCCUUCCUCCUAAUAUUCUGUUCCUCCUUCCUUCUCCAUUUUCUGGGGGCAGUAAGUGUAGGAAGUUUUUCUCUGGGGUCCUAAGGGCUGGUGGUAGGAUUGAGACAGGUCAGGGACAAGGGCACCAGCCCAGCUACAAGAGAUGCUGCCAAAGGCAGCUGGGCAAAGCCAAGUGUUGAAAUGGUCAAGGGGGCUCAGGCAGAACUGGAUGCAGGAGGAGGCAGACAGCUGGGGGAGGAACGCCUACCCAUGUACACAGGCGUCUGGGCUACAGGUCAUUGGCUGUGUGUUAAGGCUCCCCAGUAGUGAGCCCCCGCCACAUAUGCUGCUGUUAGGACAGGGGGUGGUGGAGGACCGGACAGGAAAACUGAAGCAGAAUCCUGGCCAUGCUGGUUAAGUUGACACAGGGAAAGGGGAUGGGUAGGCAAAGCCUGAAACUUGCAGAAGCCCAGGACUACAGCAGCAAAAUGAAUUCCAGGCCUUGCUUGUGGCAAGCUCUGUUGUGUUGGAACUGGUAUGGGGAUGACCUCAUAGGUUCCAGUGUGAGGGGACUAGAUAGGGCUGAUCCCCAGCAAGAGAGCAACUGUACCCCUUUGCUGCCAUCUGGACCAUUGUGUCCAGCAUGUAGCUCUCCCAGACAGCUUCGUGGGGGGAGGCAUGAAUCGGUUAACAUUUGAUUUUUGAAAUCUUUAUCUUUGCUUUGCCCAAGGCAUCGCUUUGUGUCUACCUCUGAGACAUUGGCUUUUGCCAAACACGUCUGGCUCCCUGGUGCCCAGGUGUGGACAGCCUUGACUAAGAACUGCUUUUUUCCCAGCAGAAUACCUUUGGUCUCAUAUGGUUGUCCUGGAGAGAUUAAGUGACCCACCCAAGGUCACACUGUAAACCAAUAGAGGAAGUUAAAAAAAAAUUGAAAGGACAGAUAAUGAGAGCUACUUUUAUUAAGUAUUCUGUACGGUACAAGGGCUUUAAAGACUGCACUUUGUUAACCAUCACAUCACUAUUACCUUUCUGAUGGUUCUAUUAUUAUUGCCAUUUUACAGAUGAGAGGCUAAGACCUGCCCAAGGACACACAGCAAGAGCCAGUGGUCCUGAGCCUUCCGAAGUUAGAAUUCUGUUUGGUGGUGGGGAUCCUGACACCAAGGAUGGGAAACCCCGGAUGGAGGUUCCUGGGGCCUGGCCCCCAACACUAUGAAGAACCCUUGCUGAGGCCAUGAGGGGUUACCAUGGCGACCGCGGUAGCCAUCCCCGCCCAGCCCGCUUUGCCGACCAGCAGCAUAUGGACGUGGGCUCAGCUUCCAGGGCCCCGUACCUGCUGGGCUCCGGGGAGGCCUUCUCCACCGAGCCCCGCUUCUGUGCCCCGAGAGCUGGCCUGGGACACCUUUCUCCUGAAGGGCCCCUGAGCCUGAGUGAAGGGCCAUCAGUAGGCCCUGAGGGAGGGCCAGGGGGGGCCGGGGUUGGGGGGGGGAGCAGCACCUUCCCCAGGAUGUACCCCGGCCAGGGCCCCUUCGACACUUGUGAAGACUGUGUGGGCCACCCUCAGGGCAAGGGUGCCCCCCGCCUGCCUUCUACACUCCUGGACCAGUUUGAAAAGCAGUUGCCAGUUCAACAAGAUGGCUUCCACACACUCCCAUACCAGCGAGGUCCAGCAGGGGCCGGGCCUGGGUCAGGGCCAGCGUCUGGCACUGCCCCGGAAGCCCGCAGCGAGAGCCCCAGCCGCAUCCGGCACCUGGUUCACUCUGUGCAGAAGCUCUUCGCCAAGUCCCACUCUUUGGAGGCCCCAGGGAAGCGGGACUAUAAUGGGCCCAAGGCUGAGGGAAGAGGUGGCUCUGGAGGAGACAGCUACCCCGGCCCGGGCUCUGGAGGCCCCCACACCUCCCACCACCACCAUCACCACCACCACCACCACCACCACCAGUCCCGGCACGGCAAGAGGAGCAAGAGCAAGGACCGCAAGGGGGACGGGCGGCACCAGUCCAAGGCCGCUGGCUGGUGGAGCUCUGAUGACAACUUGGACAGCGAUAGUGGCUUCCUAGCGGGUGGGCGGCCCCCUGGGGAGCCUGGUGGUCCCUUCUGCCUGGAGGCUCCAGAUGGGUCCUACCGGGACUUGAGCUUCAAGGGGCGCUCGGGCGGGUCGGAAGGCCGCUGUCUCGCCUGCACUGGCAUGUCCAUGUCACUGGAUGGACAAUCGGUCAAGCGAAGUGCCUGGCACACCAUGAUGGUCAGCCAGGGCCGGGAUGGAUACCCAGGGGCUGGGCCAGGCAAGGGACUCCUGGGUCCGGAGGCCAAGGCCAAAGCCAGGACUUAUCACUAUCUGCAGGUGCCGCAAGAUGACUGGGGGGGUUACCCCACUGGGGGCAAGGAUGGGGAGAUCCCCUGCCGCAGGAUGCGGAGCGGCAGCUACAUCAAAGCCAUGGGGGAUGAGGAGAGUGGAGACUCAGAAGGCAGCCCCAAGACGUCCCCCAAAGCAGUCGCCCGGCGCUUCACCUCCCGCCGCUCCUCCAGCGUGGACCAGGCCCGGAUCAACUGCUGUGUCCCACCCCGGAUCCAUCCCCGGAGCUCCAUCCCUGGCUACAGCCGUUCCCUCACCACCGGACAGCUCAGUGAGGAGCUGAACCAGCAGCUGGAGGCCGUUUGCGGGUCUGUGUUUGGGGAACUCGAGUCCCAGGCAGUGGACGCCCUGGACCUGCCCGGCUGUUUCCGCAUGCGGAGCCACAGCUACCUCCGGGCCAUCCAGGCCGGCUGCUCUCAAGACGACGACUGCCUGCCCCUCCUUGCUGCCCCUGCCUCUGUCUCAGGGAGGCCCGGCUCCUCCUUCAACUUCAGAAAGGCCCCGUCCCCCAUCCCGCCGGGAAGCCAGGCCCCGCCCCGCAUCUCCAUCACGGCCCAGAGCAGCACCGACUCCGCCCACGAGAGCUUCACGGCCGCCGAGGGCCCCGCCCGGCGCUGCAGCUCCGCGGACGGGCUGGACGGCCCGGCCAUGGGCGCGCGCACCCUGGAGUUGGCUCCGGUGCCACCCCGGGCCAGCCCCAAGCCCCCUACACUCAUCAUCAAGACCAUUCCUGGCAGGGAGGAGCUGCGGAGCCUGGCGCGGCAGCGGAAGUGGCGGCCGUCCAUUGGGGUGCAGGUGGAGACUAUCUCGGAUUCGGACACGGAGAACAGGAGUCGAAGAGAGUUCCACUCCAUUGGUGUUCAGGUGGAAGAGGACAAGAGGCGGGCAAGGUUCAAGCGCUCCAACAGUGUGACGGCGGGUGUGCAGGCAGACCUGGAGCUGGAGGGCCUGGCUGGCCUGGCCACAGUGGCCACAGAAGACAAGGCCCUGCAGUUCGGACGUUCCUUCCAGAGGCACGCUUCUGAGCCCCAGCCCGGGCCCCGGGCCCCCACCUACUCAGUCUUCCGCACGGUCCACACACAGGGCCAGUGGGCCUACCGCGAGGGCUACCCACUGCCGUACGAGCCGCCGGCCACCGAUGGGUCGCCAGGCCCUGCCCCUGCCCCCACCCCUGGCCCCGGGUCCAGCCGUCGGGACUCCUGGAUGGAGCGCGGCUCACGUAGCCUCCCCGACUCAGGCCGCACGUCCCCCUGCCCUCGGGAUGGCGAGUGGUUCAUCAAGAUGCUGAGGGCGGAGGUGGAGAAGCUGGAGCACUGGUGCCAGCAGAUGGAGCGCGAGGCGGAGGACUAUGAGCUGCCGGAGGAGAUCCUGGAGAAGAUCCGCAGUGCCGUGGGCAGUACACAACUUCUCCUGUCCCAGAAAGUUCAGCAGUUCUUCCGGCUGUGUCAGCAAAGCAUGGACCCCACUGCGUUUCCCGUGCCCACCUUCCAGGACCUGGCGGGUUUUUGGGAUCUCCUGCAGCUCUCUAUUGAGGAUGUGACCCUCAAGUUCCUGGAGCUACAGCAACUUAAGGCCAACAGCUGGAAACUCCUGGAGCCUAAGGAGGAGAAGAAGGUCCCUCCGCCGAUACCAAAGAAGCCCUCGCGGGGCCGGGGCGUGCCGGUGAAGGAGCGCUCCCUGGACUCGGUGGACCGGCAGCGGCAGGAAGCGCGCAAGCGGCUCCUGGCGGCCAAGCGCGCCGCCUCCUUCCGCCACAGCUCGGCCACCGAGAGCGCCGACAGCAUCGAGAUCUACAUCCCCGAGGCCCAGACCAGGCUGUGACCGGCCCGGCCCGCCCAGCCUGGGCCCGGGCCCGCGGUUUUCUACCCGUACUGUACACCCAGCGUCGAGGUCACUGUGAACGCGGGCCGCCCCGUGCGCCCGCCCCGCCGGCACCGCACGCCCCGGCCCCUCCUGCCCGUCACACUCUCGUGGGUUUUUUACCUUCCUGACCCCACGCGAAGGCGCCCGGGCUGGGCUGGGGGCCGUGCCUCUCCGCCCUGCGCCCCCACCUGGACUCCCCUCCCUCCUGGUCCGACGCUUUGUCCCCACCUCCUCCCCACGGGCACCAUCUCUGCCAUUACUACCCCCCACGGGCCAGGCCGGGCCGGGUCCCCCAUCUGGGCUCUGCGUCCCCCCCCACCCCUCCCCCCACCCCGCGGGGCUGGGCUUCGUGGGGAUCAAGCUUCGUGGCUUUUUAUGAAGAAUCCCGAACCCCACCUAGGAGCCUGCCCCACCCUCCCAGGGGCUCCACCCUCAGCCCUCAGCCCACCGGGCCCAGGGACCACAGUGGCUGGACCAACCCAGGACCAGGGCGCCUGGGCCUCUCCCCUUUCCCAGCUGCUGGGGAGGGGAGACGGGGCUUCCCCUCACCACACCUGUGGCUGUUCCCACAUCCCCUUGAGUAUCCCAGGAAAAAUAAAACGGCAGAACUGCACUCGAGCCGGCUGCUCUCUCCAGAAGGAGCCACCUCUGCCCCGUGCAUGGGAGCCGGGGGUGGUCGGGAAGUGGGUGGUGGGAGGGGAGGCCGGUAGCCGCUCUUUUGAUAUGGGGAGAGCCCAGUCGCCUGAGCCAGCUGGGGCAAAGGGGAUUCGGCCCCCUGGUGGCUGCGAAGAUCUGAGCCCUACUGGAGGGGCCCGGGGGCAGUGAAGAAGGGAGGGUUUCCUCCUCACUCCUCCUCCUAGUUUAGUCCAUUUCUCUGCCUCUCAAUGCUCCCAGGCUUCCCUCCACCAACAGGGCAACCCAGAGUCCAAAGCCUGGUUCACCGGCAGGCCUGCGCUCAAUAAACAGGGUUUGCUGUUAUUCUUAGAUAUGGAUGGAUACUGGUUGCCCUUCCCCGAAGGGUCCGGUGUUCCCUCUGUUCCACUCACUACUGAUCAGCAGCAGAAACAUUAUUCAAUUUAGUGUUGUCACAUUUUUCUGAUGCCUCCUCUGGGUGGGCACUUUGGUGGGGGGCGGGGUGCGGGGGGGGGGGCGCAACAGAACUUUCCUGGGAAGCUAAGAAGAAACCCAGACCUGGUAGUGAUGGCUAAUGUUUAUGGGAUGUUUGCUCCGAGUCAGGCAGGGGGAGAGCGAUUUACAUGAAUGGAGCUCAUCCUUAUGACAGGUGAGAGAGCUGAAAUCCCGGACAGGUUCAGUGACCCGUCCAAAGUCACAGGCAGGGCUCAUAGUGGUGGACCCAGGUCUGUCUAAUGCCAAACCGUGAGCUUUUAGCUCUCCAGCUUUCCCAGUCCGGAAAGGGUUUGAUGACAGCUCCCACCCUGUCUGGCAACCCCUUCUGGUCCUUGGGGUUGAUGUGUCACCCUGAGGCAGGAAGAAGAGCCAUCCAAGUCUCUGACUGCCUUUUUGGGCCACAUUGGACUAGCCAGUUCUCAUUCAUUUAUUUAGUAGGUAUUUAUCAAGAACCACUGUUGGCACUGGCCAGCACCUGGAACAUAGCCCUGAACAAGUGUAGUUGCUAUCCUAUGGCACUAACGGUCUUAUGGGAAAAACAGAUAAGUAAACAAGCAGUUACAGAAUAAGGGUGAAUGCUGGAAAGAGCCACUGGAGCAGUGCCAGGGCUGGGAAGAAUGUUCCAAGGUCUGAUAACAGCUGUGCAAAGGCCAGGAGGAGGGAAAGCAUUGGGAGUGCAAAGGCUUGACCAUGCUGGGCUUUUGGGUCAACUUGAGGAGAGUGGGUCUGGGUCCGGGGAGCCACGGAAGGGUUUUGAAUAGAAGAGUGGCAGAAGCAGCUAUUUUCCAAGCUGGUGUGGGAGACCACCUGAAAAGCAUGAGGUCGUACACACACACACGCCUAGAUGAGGCCACUGGAAGGUAGUGAGGAGCCCUAUAUGUUCCAAAUUCCCCAAAGUGAGUCAGCUUGGAGCUGAUCCCAAACAGAUUCCUGGGCCCUGUCCAAGACUGUGAAUAGACUCUCUGCCCCCAAAUGAGUCUUUAACAAGUGUGCCAGGUGAUUUUGAUGGGCAGCCAGGUUUGAGAACAUUUAGGUUGGAUGACUGUCCAAAAGUUUCAACUAGAAAUGCCCAUUUGUCUAUUUCCCCUGGACUUGCCAAGUGAGCCUUUGUCUGGGUCACUUUACUUCUCUGAGAUGGAGUUUUCUCAUCUCUAAAAUUGGGUUUGAGCUGGAUGAUACUCAGAGCAAUCCUCUGGAGUGGAUAUUGUUACCAUCAUAUACAGCUGAGAAAACAGGCUUUCAGAAUUUAAACUUACCCCAAAUCACAAAGCUGAGAAGUGGCUUCAUCUGAGUUUUACCAUCUGCACCAUACAGCUCUUUAUGGGUCUAUGUCUUUUCCCAGAAAUUGGGCUGGGUUUUCCAGGACCAUGAGGUAUAUGGGACUGGCAUAGAGGAACAGGACAGCCCUGAACAAGUGUAAUGGGCAUCUUGCUACAGACAGGACGUCUAAAUCUCCCCAUGUGGGGCUGAUGUGGCAGGGAGUCCCUGGAUGUUGAGGCCUGGGGAGAUGUGCUGGGCUCCACGGGCAAGUGAAGGGUUAGAUCCAGUCCUUUUGCUUAAAUUGCUCCCUGUUUGGCCAUAGCCAGGCAUAUAAACAGACAGGUACAUACAAAGGGAGGCCUCUCCCAGAGGGGCUGAGGAGACCAGAGGAUAGAGCCUCUAGCAGCCAAUUGAUUCUAGGAAAGCUUUCUGCAAGAGGGACGUUUUGAACUGGGUCUUGCAGGAUAAGUUAGAGUUUUGCAGCAGAGGAAGAGAGGGAGGAUGUUCAUUUCAGGCAAAGGGACCAGCUGGGGCAAACGAAUGGUAGGGCAAGUGUAUGUGGGGUCAUGGGAAGAGCAGAGACUGGCAGUAGGUGACAGGCUCAGAGAGAGGCCAGAAGGGAUCCAUGGGAAGAGAGGGAGUUUUAGCUGGAGAUUUCAAGGUUUUAUUUAAGGUUUUGAAAGACCCUUUGGCUAAGAAUGGAAAUGGACUGGGGGGAACAAUGGACAGCAGGAAGACCACUCAGGGAGUUGCUAAGGUGGUCCAGGUAAGAGAUGAUGAAGAACUUCAGAGACAUUCCGGAAAGCAUAAGCUGGGUUUGGGGAAUAAUGCAAAGACGAAGAGAUUUUGAAGGUGUCAUUUAGGUUUUUGGCUUAGGGAAUAAGUAAAGCCUUCAGUGGACACAGGCAUUACAGAAGGAGGAAGCAAUUUGGGGAAUACUGAACAUACCAGUGACCGUUUACUGAGCACUCGGGGCGGGGGGGGGGGGGGCAAGCACUGUGCCAAGCACUUUAUACACAGAAGGUGAUAUAAUACUCAGAACCACCCUAGGAGAUGGGAACUUAUUGCCUGUGUUUAAACAAAGGAUGUAAACAGCUUUUCUGAGAUUAGCAGGCAGCAGGGCCAGAAUUUGAACCCACAUUUGAUUCCUAAGUCUGUACGCUAGAGCUCCACUCAGUUCUGCUUGACGGAACUACCAGCCAUCCCUUAAGACUCAGCUCAAGGGUAGGUGCCUCUGGUGAGCACUCUCUGAUUCUUCCUGGGCUCCUCCUCUGGGCUACUUGUGCAUGCUUCUGUUGUCACUCCCUUGGCAGUUCACAGACCCCUCUGCUUUCAGGGCCGGGCAAUCUCUUCAGAAAACUCCUGGGACAGGGGUCCCAGUCAAUUUUGCAUCCCUAUUGCCUAGAACAUGUGGAUUGGCUGACUGAAUGCUAAUUAUUCUAGGCAAUUCUAUUUCCUUCUCCUCUCUUUUGAGGAACAAGUUCUGCUAAUAAUGGUUUCUUACACAUUUACAUGUUUCUUUAUACUGUUCCUUUCUCUCUAUCUCCACUUCCAGAGCGUAGCACUUUUUUUUUUAAAGUUUAUUUAUUUAUUUUGACAGGGUGGGAGAGGCAGAGAGAGAGGGAGAGAGAGAAUCCCAAGCAGGCUCCAGGCUGUUAGUGCAGAGCCUGACACAGGGCUCUAUCUCAUGAACCGUGAGAUUACAACCUGAGCUGAAAUCAAGAGUCGGACACUCAACUGACUGAACCACUCAGGCACUCCAGCACUGACUUCUUUGAGAUCAUAGAGGAAGGGCAGCUAAGUGAUGCCCUAAGCAAUCUAGGCAGCUUCCUGUUUGGAGGUGUCCCUGAAGCUGGAAAAAUGAGCCAGAGCUACUUUGGUAAAGAAAGGUGGGAGGGGCACUCCAGGUAGAUGAAAAAGCAUAGUAAAAGAAGGCACAGAGGUGUGAACUGUUUGGUCUGCAUGGAGGAAUAUGAGUUUAGCCUGUGUCCUACAGAUAAACAUGCUUGGCUGAGACUCGUGGAACAGAUGUCAGAGGGGCUAGUGGGGGGUUACGGAACUUGAGCUUUGGUGUUUUUCUCUACACAGUUGACCCCUGAACAAUGAAGGCAUUAGGGGUACCCACCUCCUGAACAGUCGAAAAUCCGUGUGUAACUUUUGAUUCGCCCAAAACUGAACUACCAAUAGCCUACUUUUCACCACAAGCUUUACAGAUAACCGUUGAUUAACACAUAUCUUGUAUAUUAUAUAUAUAUAUAAUGUACUGUCUUCCUACAAUAAAAUAAGCUGGAGAAAAGAAAAUGUUAUUAAGAAAACCAUAAGGAAGAAAAAUAUAUUUAUGGUACUGUACUGUAUUUAUUGCAAAAAAUCCGUGUAUAAGUGGACCCACACAGUUUCAAACCCCUGUGGUUCGAAGGUCAACUGUAUGUGAUCAAAUACGUGUCUGUACAGGGCAUAGUGGAUACAGGGGGAGUGAAUACUUGUAUCUGAGGGGUCAGGUAAGGCUUAGGUUUUACUGCAUUUCAAUUUUUUGUAUACCAACGAUAGUACCAUUUAUUUCCCUGUUGCUCUGUGCCUGGCACAGCACUUUACAUGCAUUAUCUCAUCAAACCCUGCCAACCUUCUGUGAAAUAGGUGUUAUUACCUUUAUGCAUAAGCUGGAAAGGAGGCGCAGGCUGAUUAAUAAUGUUCCCAAGGUCACAUGGCUAGAAAGCUAGCCCAGCUCUGAAGCGUUCUUAGAGUUCUAGACUAUAUUCUGCUAAGAAGAUCUUGACGUCAAGGAAUCUUUAAUUUUUGUGUGCCCAGACCUAGGUCUUAGAAGACGCCUAAUAAACAUUAGUUGAAUAAAGAA
Messenger RNA from Acinonyx jubatus (cheetah), 10090 nucleotides. RefSeq names its product DLG associated protein 3 (gene DLGAP3). Gene Ontology annotation, molecular function: molecular adaptor activity. The transcript has 12 exons. The coding region runs from base 1870 to 4809 and encodes 979 amino acids. The record is from RefSeq and is a predicted model, not a curated record. Gene Ontology annotation, biological process: signaling. Lineage: Eukaryota; Metazoa; Chordata; Mammalia; Carnivora; Felidae. Gene Ontology annotation, cellular component: glutamatergic synapse; postsynaptic specialization.